Linum trigynum is the source of this 5543-nucleotide messenger RNA. The record is from the annotation of a GenBank genome assembly. NCBI's taxonomy places the organism in Eukaryota, Viridiplantae, Streptophyta, Magnoliopsida, Malpighiales, Linaceae.
CAAAUUUUGUUGGUUUUAUUGGUAAAAAGGAUUUUAAGGACUUUUACGGUUACAAAAUUGUAAACAAUAGCAAAUCAAAUGAAAGAUAAAUUAAUGAAUCAAUUUAAUAAAUGGAUGGUUAUUUUCAAUGACUUGGAGAAUAGGGUGAUGAAAUUAGCAACUUUACAUCAGUAAUCCUGUAAAUUCACUAGGACUACAUGGUUAGAAUCGUAACUUUAAAAAUUAAGAGAGAGCAAGCAAAGCUUACCUCAUCUUAGACGCAAUUGAGCUCCAGAACAAAGAGCGGUCGUCCCUCUCUUUCUUCUUCCUUUCUUUGAACUUUACUUCUUCAUUUCUUCUCACGACGCGCAGGGGGAACGGUUGGCGGCGGCCUGGAUCGUCGAUAGAGGCGGGCGGUGACACGAUGCUGUGGCUGGCGGUUGUUGCGGCGGAGGAUGCAGGGGGUACGGCGGUGAGGAGUGACGACGAUGGAGAUGCGAGGCGCGAUGGUGGGAGGUGACUGGUGGUGUUGCUCGGGAGAGAGGAGCUGUGGCGGCGACGGCAGUUCAGUGGCACCGGUGAGUUUUGCUCUUUCUUUUAUUUAAAUUGUGUCUUGGCUGGAGCUGUAAAAUGGUAUGGUUUUUUUUCUCAGAGCAGGCCCCUCUCCCCCCGGUGUCCUGCUGCUUCCUUAUCCUUUUAUAGUACCCAAAAUCAUUGUACCAAAAUCAUUGGAAGCCCGAAGUUGUAAUAGAAGUGGAUUGUAACGGGAUGAUGAAUUUCUUGUGUUUAAAUCAGGUUCGAACAAAAUUAUUUACUUUGGGAAAAUCCGGAUAAAAAUGGGUGUCAACAUGCUCAAUCUGUCUUUCCCUAAUAGGGCGUGUUUCAACCUUUCGAGCAACGGGACGGCGGCUAGACAAAGUUUGGUGUGAAUUUUGAUGACCCAAAUCAGGGAAUUGCAAAUUCCACCAGCGGCAACCUUGAAAACUAAGGAAUCCAUGUUCUCACUCUGUUCUCUGUUUUUUCUUCCCUUCGUCUUUCUCGAAACGAUAUCGACGAGAAGGAAGGUGGAGGCAGGGGAAGGCUAGAACCUUUAGAAGACAAGAAUGAACGCUCCUCCUCUGCUCCACCCCUCAAGCAAUGAGUCAAUGAAAUGUUCUAAGAAUUCCUUUGUCACAUCAUAAGAUGUAUAGAUUAGAGUGUACCAUCAUUCAGCUCCGUAGUAAAAUUCAAAUGCUUUUGGCAAACCAUAAUGUUUAAGCAUUUCUGUUAGUGUUGUGGUAUAUGAUCCACGAUUGAACUUCUCUCAACAACUGAGUUAUUGGGAUCAACUGGUUCUUGACAUGGUAUAAGAGUCUUCUGUGACCGGGAGGUCUUGUGUUUGAUUCACGAUGACUCCCAUUUUUCAUCCACAUAGUAUUCUUGUCUUCAGACCUGUGCAAACUUCAAGUCCUUGUGAGUGACUUUCUUUUGAGAGGGCCUGUGAAUGACCUCUCCCAACAAUUCGAGUUAUUGAGAUCUAACUGGUUCUUGACAAUUUCAAUUUCCUGUUUAUUGAUAAACAUGAUCCAGGUGGGAACAAGCAGAGCACAGUUGAGAUUCCGAUUUUCAUCCACAAAAUUUCAACUUUUCUUCGUUAUUUCCACACUGGUCAAGAUGUCCACAGAAAGGUCCAACCAAGAGACAACCCAGAAAGCUACCCUGUUUACCAAUUCAUCUACUUUGCAAAGGUCCGUCAAUGUCACAUUUCGGUCUCCCUCGGCUAUUAUGAUAUUCAAAGCUCGUCACUCUCACCCUUCUGAAUCGUCUCCAUAUGGCUCCAAAUGCACGAACACAAAACUCCCCUGCCCCAAAAGUCCUCACCGCGUCAUCAAAAUUCCUCUGUACUAAAACGAGCCCCCAAGAACCUCACUUUAAUGGCGUCAAACUGAUGAAGCAACUGCUUUCCUUCAGAAAACCCAACUCGGCAGCCAACUUUUCUCUUUGUUCGUGAGCUCUGGCUUUCAAAGAUGGAGUUUUUCAAAAUCCCACCUCUGUUUCUGCUUCUUCUGAGCUCAAUCGUGUCCCUGGCUGGAGGCCAAAGCAGUAGUGGUAACCAGAUAAUGACGGAUGAACACCAAGCUUUGCUCGAUUUCAAGUCCAAAAUUACCUCAGACCCGUUUGGAUUCCUCAACUCCUGGACCAGCAACUACACCAACAGCUCUUCUUCUUCUUCUUCUUCUUCAAUUCAUUACUGCAAAUGGGCAGGGGUUACCUGUGAUGGAAGCAACGAGAGAGUCACUGAGCUCGACCUCAGCUCUCAGCUCCUCCACGGCUCGAUUUCCCCGUCGAUCGCCAAUCUCUCUUCUCUACGGGAACUGCGGCUGUACAACAACAGCUUCUCCGGCGAAAUCCCUCCCGGAAUUGGCAGCUUGGCGAGCCUCCAGAUUCUCGCUCUGCAAAGCAAUCUCCUCACCGGCGAAAUCCCUCCGAACAUCUCCGGCUGCUCCGACCUCGUCGGCCUUGUUCUCGGCGACAACAGGUUGGUCGGCAAGAUUCCGGACUCAUUCGGCGGGUUCUCGAAGCUCUGGAUUUUGAAUCUCGAAUUCAACAAUCUCACCGGCGGCAUCCCGCCGUCACUCGGCAACGUUUCCACGUUGCAGCAAAUCGCCACGACGUCCAACAGCCUCGGAGGAACGAUCCCCGAGUCGUUCGGCCGCCUCAAGAAGCUCAAUUAUUUGUCAAUGGGAGGAAACUUUUUGACUGGAACAAUUCCAGCUUCCAUCUACAACAUUACUUCCAUGGGCGUGCUCUGUUUUCCAGUGAAUCAGCUUCAGGGGACGAUUCCUCAUGACAUCGGGAACCUUCUUCCAAACCUCACCGAGCUCAACGUCGGAGACAAUCAGUUCACCGGAACAAUUCCUGCUUCGCUGUCCAAUGCUACCAACUUGGAGAGGUUUACGAUUGCUAUCAACCGAAUCUCUGGAACUAUGCCUUCUAUGGCGAAGAUGCAUAAGCUCUGGUGGCUGAGUAUUUCGACUAAUCUGCUUGGAACUGGCGAAGCUGGUGAUCUCGAUUUCCUUUCAACCAUCAGCAAUCGGUCGAGUUUACAGUUGGUCUCUCUGAGUGCCAACAAUUUUGGCGGAUCCCUGCCGAAAUCAGUCGUUAAUUUCACCGAGCUCUCGAUUCUGACUAUGGAUGUCAACAAGAUAUCAGGAAGCAUACCAGAAGGGAUGGCGAACCUGAAGAAAUUGGAGUUGCUAGAUAUGGGAAACAACCAGUUUACCGGCUCUGUUCCUGAAGAGCUUGGGAAAUUGGGGAAUUUGAAGAAACUGCAUCUCGAGAGAAACGAUUUCUCUGACGGAAGAAUUCCAUCUUCUUUUGGGAAUUUAAGUCAAUUGACACAUCUCCACAUGCAGUAUAGUUCGAUUCAGGGGACCAUUCCUCCAAGUUUGGGGAACUGCCGGAAUUUACUGUCACUAAAUCUCGACGGGAACAAUCUCGCCGGAGAAAUCCCUGGAGAACUUCUGACCAUUUCGUCUCUGACCAUCUACUUGGGCCUGGCGGACAACAGACUGACAGGCUCCUUGCCAAGACAAGUGGGAACUUUAGCAAAUCUCGGAGUACUUAAUGUCUCUCAUAACCUGUUAUCCGGCGAAAUUCCGGCGAACCUCGGAAGCUGCGUUAGACUGGAGACGCUUCUGCUGCAGAACAAUUCCUUCCAGGGAUACAUCCCCUCGUCUCUCAGUUCGCUAAAGGGCAUUCAAGUCUUGAACUUUGCGAACAACAAUUUGACUGGGGAAAUCCCAGAGUUCAUCGGGAGCUUCCAGUCACUGACGAGCUUGAAUCUGUCGUUCAACAGAUUCAAUGGCAGAGUGCCGAAUGAAGGCGUGUUCAGAAACUCGACCGCGGCUUCGAUUUCGGGGAAUGGUGAGCUAUGCGGCGGAAUUUCUGAAUUCCGACUGCCUGUUUGCAGCAAAUUGAAGGAGAAGAGUAAACCAAAGAGAUUCUCCACCGCCGAGAAAGCCAUGAUAAUUGGAGCUUCCAGCUUUGCCUUGCUUGCUCUGUUUUUAUCUCCCCUGUUUCUACUCUGUAUCAAAAGGAAGAAGAGAGUGGAACCAGAUGAAGAAGCUUCACCGAAUCGCCUCCCCCAAAUGAGUUACCACAGCCUACGGAAGGCGACUGGAGAUUUCUCUCCUCAAAAUUUGAUCGGAACCGGAAGUUUUGGUUGUGUCUACAAAGGGAUAAACCCAAACGACGGUGACAAAAUCAUAGCCGUUAAAGUUUUAAAUCUUCUUCACCCAGCAGCUGCGAAGAGCUUCAGAGCUGAAUGCGAGGUUUUGAGGGAAGUCAGGCACAGAAAUCUCGUCAAACUACUGACUUCGUGCUCGAGCGUUGACGGCAAAGGUAACGAAUUCAUGGCCUUAGUAUAUGAAUUCAUGGCUAACGGAAGCCUGGAUGAAUGGCUGCAUCAAGAUCCUGAAUCCGAAACUGAUCCGGAUUUGGAGUUCCCUCCGAGGAGGAAGCGGCUGAAUUUGCUUCAGAGGUUGAAUAUUGCGAUUGACGUCGCAAGUGCUUUGGAGUAUCUUCACCAUGGCCUGAAGACUCCGAUAGCUCAUUGUGAUCUGAAGCCGAGCAAUGUUCUUGUCAACCAUGAAAUGACAGGACUGGUGGGCGAUUUCGGGUUGGCCCGACUUUUCCCAGAAGCAAUAGCAGCCAAUCUUAGUAGCAGCCUGUCUAGUAGCUUUGGUGUCAGGGGAACUAUAGGUUACACAGCUCCAGAAUAUGGAAUGGGGAAUGAGGUUUCUACGAGCGGAGAUGUGUACAGCUACGGGAUGUUGCUGCUGGAGAUGUUCACUGGGAAGAGACCCACGGACGAGAUGUUCAAGGAUGGCCUGAACCUUCACCGUCAUGCAAAAGUGGGUUCCUGGACUGAAGCGAGAGAGAUACUGGACGUAGUUCUGGUUGACGAGAUUGAAGGAGCAUCGAUAUCCUUCGCCACGACCACUAUGGUUCAAGAAUGUGUGGUUUCUAUACUUGGGAUCGGCGUAGCUGCUUCUGUGGAGUCUCCCGGAGAGAGGAUGAGGAUCAGUGAUGUUGCAGUGGAGCUGGAUGGAAUCAGAGACAAGCUUGCAGAAGAUUGGUGAUUUUUCAUGAUCAUAAACAAGCGCCUACUGGUUUCCUUGUUAAUAGCUCUUACAAUAGUAGUUUCACGACAUACAUGAGACUGUAAGAGUAGUAAAGUAUAGUAUAGUAUACCAACAGCAAUUGUAACCAAUACCACUUUCUCAAUUAAAAGGGAGAGAACAGAUAAUGAAGCCUAAUUAUUCGAGUGUCGAAGGCUCGCACAUAGCCCUCGCUACAUCAGAUCAACUGGACAGGAUGAGGCAGCAGGAAGAUUGUAACUCCGCCCCACAAGCAGGAAAUACACGAACGGGAUAGAUCAAGGCGAGCAGGUCAGACGAAGCUAAUGAUUUCCCAAAAAGACCAAGAUGAAGUAGCAAUAGUUCUUUAGAAAGACUCAAAGAUCCACAACGGGCCACAGAUGUUCUCAAAGCAGAGAGAUGGAAUGAACGCAAAUAACGUUG